CUAAUCUAAAAUCUUUCCAUGAGCUAUCGUCAAUCAAUGAUUCAAUGCCGAAUUACAUUGUUGAUUACAUUUAUCCUGGAAAUAUCUUUGCAGGAAUUGCUGCAGCUAAUAGCCAAUUUACCUUGUCCAAAUGCAAUUUUAAUUGCAGUGAAUUCCAAGAGAAGUCUAGUGAUCUGCAUAAGAAUUGCUUGGAUCACCAGCACAAAUCUCCAGAUUACCAAAAGAGCAAAAAUACUGAAGGUUCAGAUGUGAAACAGUUAUCGUUAUUCCUGAAGACACCCAACAAAAAUAAGAGUGAACACGAAUCAGAAGAUCUAAGCUCAUGAGGCCAAGCACUGGAAAAUAAAGGUGUCCUAAACACCUCUAAAGAUACUUGUCAUGAGCAUGAUCCAGACACGUUGUUUUCUGAUCCAAGUACUGAUUCUGCCUUGGCUUCAAUUUCUAAAGGCCCAUUAGAACCCACCUCAAAAACCUCAAUUUCCUCUCUAUUCAGCCAGCCAUCUUCGAGCUCUGAGAGGAAAGAUGUAUGCUAUAAGGCUGCUUUGAGGUUAUUCAGAAGGUUUUUCAAGAAGACCUUCAAGGCUUGCAAUCAAGAUAUGUAUAAAAGAAGAUUCAGUAAUUACACCGUUGAUGAUAUUUAUCAAAAAGUUUGUUUGAUGUUAAUGAAACUUGUUCCAGCCGAGUACAUCACCCAAGACCUCGUAUAUUUUACUAUUGGGAUUAUUGGUGCGAAGAAGGCUUCUCAACUGCCAUGCCGCGAUUCGAUUAAGAGUCAAAUCACUACAAUACAAGCAUGAUGUAAAAAUUUCUCGAGAAAAAAGUUCAAUAGAAUAAUGGCCUCCAAGAGUUUAAGAGUCUUGACAAUGAGCUUCACUGAUAAGAUAGAUGAUCCAAGAGUGAGUAUCCUCAGAGAGGAAUUAGAAUAAAUGCAAUUAUUCAGAUCAAGCCACUAAGCUGAAGGUUUUUACUCAUAUUUUGCCUUCUUCAAAUUUUGAAGCAAAAAUUAUCGUUUUAGUUGGCUAAAUAAGAUAAAGCGUACGCAGAACGGUUUCAUAAUAAUUGAUCCUAAAAUUGUCACCCAUACUUCGUAAUUUUGGUUUAUUGGCUUUUCUUGCCCUAAGCAGGCUUCUUUGGGUUAACUUGACCUAGUCUCCAUAAGUUGCUGAGUAUGCAAGAAUCCUGGUUUUCUAAAAUGUGUCAACAGUAAAGAAAACAUAUGAUCCCACCGCGAUGAUAGCUUUAGAUUCUUGGGGAAGCUUCAAACCUACUCUUGCUUAUCCAAUGGCUCUAUUGAUUACUUAUAGCUAUUAUUAACAAGAUAUAAAAGUGUAAUAAAGAUUUCAAUAAGUAUUCACCUGGGUUCUAUUCAGACAUAUAUACUUAAGUCUCCUAAUAAUCUCUGAAUUUUUUAACAUAUUUAAACCGAGAUUUUAAGCCAAAUUUUGAUGCAAAUUAUGGAUGGCAACUUAUGCAUUGACGUUCUAAACUUAACAAAAUGUUAUCAAUCGUUGCUUACGUAUAACUUAAUAAUUCUUAGAUUAUUAAAAUUUUUGUCAAACAUAAAACUUCCUAAUUGAUUUCCUGUUCUUGUCUUCUAGUAAACUGGGAAAUUAGCAGGCAGCUCUGCUAAUAAACUUAAGGACUCUGGAAAUACCUAAAAAUGUAUGCGAGAGCUUGCAGUAUCGUGUUGCGCUUCAUUGAGCAUUAUAUUUACUAAGAGUACCAAUCAGAUAAUUUAGAAUUAAAAGUGACUAAUUGAGAAAUACUUCAAGAGGCCCGAUGAUAGAAAGUAUCCUCAGACCCCUAAGACUUGAAAGAGAUCUGAUGAAGAGGUAUAGUUUAUCAAGAACAAGUCGGAAGACUGAUAGUAAGGGUAUACUACACCAAUUCCCUACUAUCCAUGCUUAUCAAUGGCAUUAAUAGCAGAAUUGGGAAUCUAUGACUUAGUAGCCCAGUCCAAUAUUUCCAAGUUUGCGGCCGGAUUACUAAAACAUUGAACAAAGUUGAUUAUAAAAACUGUUUUCAUAUAUGAAUUUAGAGGGAACUAAGCUCAUCUCUUCAGACAAACUAGUUGGUAUUAUUAUGGCUGAUUUUAAUAUUUUCUGCGCGGUGAGCUACUUAUUUUUCAACAGGAUUUAUUAUUACUUCUAUGAAAAGCUCAUGGGUACUCUCCUUCGAUUAACUUAUAGAAUCUAGGAGUUCUUUGGCAUUUAUAAGCAAGUAAUAACCAUAGAGUAAUUUGAGGGCAACCUCUUUGGAUACCGAUGUUGAAAAACCAUAUUCUCUAGAAAAUACGCCAUAAAUAGAUCUCAUGGAAGAGAAAUGAAGACACAAGACAAAUCUUAUCAAAUAGAUUUAUAUUUUAGAAAUAACUGAUUCAAAAUAAACAGAAGGAGUCUGUUUUAGAAAAUCCAGAGCUUAAGAGAAGAACCAGUUAUUAAAAUCCAACUAAAUAAUU
Molecule: messenger RNA, 2458 nt
Organism: Moneuplotes crassus
Lineage: Eukaryota; Ciliophora; Spirotrichea; Euplotida; Euplotidae
Source: the annotation of a GenBank genome assembly